AGGGGAAAGCAUGCUGUCAUUUGUAGCCAACACGCUGUGUUGUGAAGUAGUGGAAAACCGUCAUAGAAAAAUGCCGAGAGUAGUGUCGGAUCAACGAGCAAAGUUUGACAACGAUGAGCUCUUCCGGAAACUAAGCCGAGAAAGCGAGAUUAAGUACACUGGAUUUAGAGACAGGCCCCAGGAAGAGAGACAAAUACGAUUUCAGACCGAGUGUCGAGAAGGACACGCAGAUAUAGCAUUUGUUGCUACUGGAACAAACUUACAACUAAGUUUUAUUGCAAAUGCAUGGUCGGACAAACCAGAAGAUAGAAUUCCCACCAGGGACUUUGUAGACUUCGACAGAGAACCUGGGAAGGUUCAUUUAAAGUCCCAGUUUAUCAUGAAUGGCGUAUGUGUUGUCUGGCGAGGAUGGGUGGAUUUAAAUCGGUUAGACGGCGUGGGAUCGCUAGACUACGACUCAGAAAGAGCUCAGGUUGAAGAUGCACUUUUACGGGAACAGAUAGAACGGUAUAACCGUAGAAUACGAGAGUUUGAAGAACGACAACGACAGUAUAGAGAAGAACAGGAGCGACGGGCCGAGGCAGAAGCAGAGGCGAGACGCCGAGGAACUGAACAGAGCCCAAGUGAAACAAGCGGAAGUAGUGAAUGAUGGCGGUCCUUGACUAAGAGGAAUUAUCAUAAAUUGUAAAUAAUGUAAAAUAUCAGACUCCUCACAGGAGCUUAAAUUAUUUUGUUAAAACGACAUAGUAGAUUUAUGUUGCCGGAAAAGAUGCGAGUCCUAUAUUACAUAGAGAGAGUGUUAUAUUAAGAGAGAAAGUAGCUAUUUAUUUAUCGUGAAGGUAGUCAAGAUUGUCAAUCCAAAUCGUGAUCAGUGGUUAAGUAUCAGAAUUAUGAAGAAAAAAAAAUAUUCC
This is a messenger RNA of Liolophura sinensis, 911 nucleotides long. RefSeq names its product core-binding factor subunit beta-like. Gene Ontology annotation, biological process: regulation of transcription by RNA polymerase II. The coding region runs from base 11 to 649 and encodes 212 amino acids. The transcript is spliced from 6 exons. NCBI's taxonomy places the organism in Eukaryota, Metazoa, Mollusca, Polyplacophora, Chitonida, Chitonidae. Gene Ontology annotation, cellular component: nucleus; core-binding factor complex. Gene Ontology annotation, molecular function: sequence-specific DNA binding; transcription coactivator activity. The record is from RefSeq and is a predicted model, not a curated record.